Paraphaeosphaeria sporulosa is the source of this 1617-nucleotide messenger RNA. RefSeq lists its product as uncharacterized. The record is from RefSeq and is a predicted model, not a curated record. Lineage: Eukaryota; Fungi; Ascomycota; Dothideomycetes; Pleosporales; Didymosphaeriaceae. Bases 1 to 1617 code for a protein of 538 amino acids. The transcript is spliced from 4 exons.
AUGUCGAAUGCGAAAAUUUCAGACCACAGCAGUGCCAUUCCAGAUCAUGAAGCAUGUUAUAGCCAUAGCAAUUGCCCUGCAGUCGCGUCCGCCGACUGGCAGUACAAGUCACGCCCCGACCUAGCACCUCCUCGCUUGAACAUCACGAUUCCAGCUGCCAAGAAUGUCGAAAAGGGACAUCUCUUUGUUGCUCUCUUUGCCGGACAUCCUAAAACAACGACCGAGCAGCAUGAUCCUAGACAAGCACGUCCGUACAUUUUCCGAGAUGAUAGCGAUCUUGUUUGGUCUGGUUACGGAAUCUAUUCAACUUGGGCGACCAGAGUUCAGGCCGCAAAGUGGAAAGGCCAAUAUGUAUUGUUUAGUUUUGAAAUUGACCACAAUGCGGGCUAUGGGCAUGACCACGGGCACACCACCAUCCUAGAUCAGCACUACGAGACCAUUCGCGAGUUGCGCGCUGGCAAUCACAAGUUGACCGAUAAACACAAGUUCCAUGUCGUCAGCGAUAACACUGCGGUCAUUCAGAUCUACCAGCCCACUCCACAGUAUCCGACGGCUUACGGCCCAAGCGAGGAGCAGCAGUGGAUCGUGGACACUAUAUUCCAGGAGCUUGACAUCACCACUAGAGAUUUUCUCUUUGAGUGGUCUAGUCUUGAUCAUGUCACUCCCGAGGAUAAAAGCCAUUUUGCCGAUCAAAUCGGGCCAGGCUGGCGCAGGCUACAACUCUCCGACGCUUGGGAUUACUUCCACAUCAAUAGUGUUGACAAGAACUCUGAGGGCGAGUGUAUAAUAUCUGCGCGAGAUGCAUGCUCGGUCCACAAGAUCAAUGGCAUAAAUGGUUCUAUCUGGCGACUGGACGGGAAACGCUCUUCGUUCACUUUGGGGAAGAACGUUACAUUUUGCUUUCAACACCAUGCUCGGUUCCAUCAACAGUUGAAGGGCGAAGAGGAGGGAACAAACAUUGAACGUGGCAAAGAGGUUGCGACCGCUCCAACCAGUAGCGGAAAGAUCAUCAAGCUAGACACUGAAGCUUGGACUGCUGAGCUUGUCGAAGGUUUCUAUCCGCCUGAAAGUCUUCGUUCGAAGUCCCAGGGUUCAAGGCAGUUUCUACCAAACGGAAAUGUCAUUGUUAAUUGGGGCUCUGAGGGCGCUUUGACUGAAUACGAUGCGAAGGGUAGAAUACUCCUCUAUACUUAUAUGGAUUCUGGCUACCUCGGUCUCGGUGUUGAGAACUACCGUGGGUUCCGCUGCAGUUGGACGGCUCUACCCAAUAAAGAGCCUGCAAUCAUUUCUCUCCUGAACGAUGAGGGUACGGCUGUUUAUGUCUCGUGGAACGGCGACACGGAAACGGAGACAUGGCGGUAUUAUGCUGUAGCUAGCGGGUAUGGUCGGAAGCAUUUCCUGGGAGAGAAUUCCCGCAAGUCUUUCGAGACAUGCUUCCACAUUCCCGGAAAGCAGGUUCACCACGUUGUUGCGGAAGCUGUAGACGCUAGGGGCCGGGUCCUAAGAACCACCAGUGUGGCCAAGCUGCAGCCCGAGAUCUCGCCCGCGAAGAAAAGCCAGGCAAUUCCGCCAAUGAGGAUUCAGGCCCAGGAUCAGGCCUGGAUGGAGCUAUUAUGA